Messenger RNA from Fonsecaea nubica, 1521 nucleotides. RefSeq lists its product as hypothetical. Gene Ontology annotation, cellular component: membrane. Gene Ontology annotation, biological process: carbohydrate transport; transmembrane transport. The coding region runs from base 1 to 1521 and encodes 506 amino acids. The transcript is spliced from 6 exons. Lineage: Eukaryota; Fungi; Ascomycota; Eurotiomycetes; Chaetothyriales; Herpotrichiellaceae. The record is from RefSeq and is a predicted model, not a curated record. Gene Ontology annotation, molecular function: carbohydrate:proton symporter activity.
AUGACACACUUCAACAAGCUCAACAUCUGGUCGAUCAUCAUUCUCUCCUUUGGAGCUUUCUUCUACGGCUAUGACUCGGGCCUGACCACCUCUAUUCUGGGAUAUCCUCAGUUCAUAUCCUACUUCAACUUCAAUUCCAAUACUAUUGGGGCUCUAGGAUCAUGUUACUACGCAGGUAGCUUCUUUGGUUCUGGCCUGAACUUUUGGCUUCCGGAUCGAUAUGGCCGGAAGCCCACCAUCUACAUCGCCUGCAUUGUGGCUAUAAUUGGAGCCAUCCUUCAAACUGCCGCCCAGAACAUCGAGAUGCUCUUUGUUGGCCGCGUAAUAGGAGGAAUUGCAAGUGGCAUUGUCUUUGGCGUGUGCCCGAUGUUCAUGUCCGAAAUCUCUCCUCCGGAAUUCCGCGGGAGAGUUGGUGGUCUUUAUAACUUGAAUAUCAACCUGGGCUACACACUCACCGAAUGGAUGGGUCUUGGAUUCAGCUACAUCAGCUCUGAUGUCGCCUGGCGAUUGUUUUUGGGGUUGCAGCAUGUCCCGCCCGUUUUGAUGGCCGCCUGCGUCCCUCUGCUACCAGAAUCGCCCCGAUUUCUCAUCAUGAGAGGACGCUACGACGAGGCACUGGAAGUCAUUACGAAGCUCCACGGUGCCCCCGGAGUGGAUGACGACUUCUACAUCCGAGAAUUCAACCAGAUCAAAGCGCAGCACGAGCUCGAAGUCCGCGAACGCGUGGGCAUCCGCACCGUUCUUCGCAAACCGUCGUACCGCAAGCGAAUGUUCAUCGUGGUCUUCCAGUUCGCUUUCGCCAUGUUUACAGGUAUCAUCCCGCUCCAGAACUACCAGUUCAUCCUGUACACCUACCUCGGCGUCACCAACAAGACGGCCCUUGUUAUGGUCGGUGUCUGGGGCACUUGCGGCGUCAUCUUCUGCACCAUCGGUGCUCUGCUGUUUGACAAGCUUGGCCGCCGAGUGUCUCUGCUGAUAUCUCUGUGGGUGCAAUUCCUGGCAUCGAUCGCCAUGGUUAUCUUCUGGGCACGAUUCCAACUUUCCGGAAACACCAAUAUGCUCCUCGGUCGCUUCACUGUUGGCUUCAUGUUUGUCUACCUUAUUGGCUACGCUUUCAUCAUGAACGCAUUCGGAUACACAUACCCGUCGGAAAUCAUGCCGACGCCAAUCCGCGCAGCCGGCAACGCCGUGGCGUUCUGCACCUUCAACGCCAUCACGAUCAUGCUGGUCCAAGUCACGCCGAUCGCCGUCGAGAAGAUUGCGUGGCGCUAUUUCCUCAUCUUCAUCAUCACCGACGCCAUCUUCAUCACGGUCGUGUACCUGGUCUACCCGGAGACGGUCGGCAAGACUCUGGAGGAAAUUGCGGCGCUGUUCGGCGACGAGGUGGCCGUCGAUAUCCACGAGGCACACCAUUACCCGGAUACGGCGGAGACGAAAGGCGAAAAGGCUACUACCGAGGUGACCGAGGCUGAGAGAGUCGAAGACGUGGUCGGCGACAAGGGCCACAGUCACUCCCAGUAG